CAUUGUCCAACCAACUGUCAAAAUUGAAGCUACCUUCUUUGGGUUAUCAAGUUCACUUUCAAUCAAGAAGUAAAUGUAAAUUAUCUAAUAGUACAAGCUUCCUCAGACGAGAAAUAGGCAAUGAGAAAUUUUACGGCAGUCAUUAUGUGCAAAUAAAAUCCAUAAAGUAGCGUCUCCCAACGGCAGCAAAGCACGGGUGUAUCGACGUAGGAAGUUGGCUUUAGGUAUUAUUUGUAAUAACUGCUGAUAAUUCGGUGCCAUCAGUAUGUCUGGACGAAGAAAGCCUCCACCACCAGGAUUUAACUUCCCACCCGUACCAGCGCCAGUGACUGUGACUCCACCAAGAAAUCUCGACAAACAGACCACUAUAACGGUAGAUGACAAGACCUUUACAGUGCACGCUGAUGACCUGGUGAAGAUAUGUGACCUUGGCCGUGGGGCUUAUGGUAUUGUGGAAAAGAUGCACCACAAACCUAGUGACACAAUAAUGGCAGUCAAGCGCAUAACAGCUACAUUCAACAACCAGUCCCUGGAGCUGAAGCGUCUACUGAUGGACCUAGAUGUCUCGAUGAGAGCCAGUGCAUGCCCAUAUACAGUACAUUUCUAUGGAGCCAUGUUCAGAGAGGGUGAUGUGUGGAUUUGUAUGGAAGUCAUGGACAUGAGCCUUGAUAAAUUCUACACCAAGAUCUAUAAAAACAAUAGAACCAUACCAGAAAAUAUUCUUGGGAAAAUAUCUUUUUCAGUAGUCAGUGCCUUGCACUACCUGCACUCCCAACUCAAAGUGAUCCAUAGAGAUGUGAAGCCUUCCAAUAUUUUGAUCAACAGAAAAGGUGAAGUUAAGAUGUGUGACUUUGGUAUUUCUGGCUAUCUUGUAGACUCAGUUGCUAAAACCAUUGAUGCGGGUUGCAAACCUUACAUGGCUCCUGAGAGAAUUGAUCCGUCUGGUAAUCCAGGGCAGUAUGACAUUCGCAGUGACGUUUGGUCACUUGGCAUAUCUAUGAUAGAGUUGGCGACAGGUCAGUUUCCAUACAGCAAUUGGGGGACUCCCUUUGAGCAAUUAAAGCAAGUGGUCAAAGAUGAUCCACCAAGGCUACCGAGUGGCCAGUUCUCGCCAGAGUUUGAAGACAUGAUUGUGAAAUGUCUGCAGAAAGAUUACAAGAAGAGGCCAAACUAUGAUGCACUACUGGCCCAUCAGUUUUGUCAAGAGCAUAGUCAAAAGGAGACUGAUGUAGCUUCCUUUGUUCAAGAAAUACUAGACUUACCUGAUGACUCCUAGUGAUAGGAAUAUGUAUUUUACUUUAAGUACCUUUAAGUACAAGUGUUUAGUGAUUACUAACAAUAAUCUAGAUUGUUACUGGAGAAUUAUGUGAGAUAAUUGUUAUUAACAAAUUAAUUUAUGUAUGUUUAACUGACAGGUCCAGCCAAAUGUAAGUUCAGAAGUCAGACUGGCAGAAAAAAACAUUAUUUUCAUGUCACAUAAAUCAAAACUUAAUUUGUGAUACAUGUUUAAAAUUCAAGUAGAACUAUUCAAUGUAAAUGAGUAGUCACUAGGUGGUAUAGUAGUUCAUUAAAUUAAGUUUGAUUGUAUAAUCAAUUGUAUAAAACGGAGUACGCCUUUUAUGUCUAUGUACAUAGGUACAUAUGCCUUUAUUAAUUUUAA
This is a messenger RNA of Ostrinia furnacalis (Asian corn borer), 1660 nucleotides long. RefSeq names its product dual specificity mitogen-activated protein kinase kinase lic (gene lic). The transcript is spliced from 3 exons. Gene Ontology annotation, biological process: stress-activated MAPK cascade; protein phosphorylation. Bases 266 to 1276 code for a protein of 336 amino acids. Lineage: Eukaryota; Metazoa; Arthropoda; Insecta; Lepidoptera; Crambidae. Gene Ontology annotation, molecular function: ATP binding; MAP kinase kinase activity. The record is from RefSeq and is a predicted model, not a curated record.